AUGCCACUAAAUCCAUCUCACGGCAUUAUAUCCUUCUCCCUCCCCCCUGACCUCCUCGCUUACAUCUCCUCCCUCGACAAAUUCAUAACUCAAGAGAUAGUACCUCUCCAAGCAUCCAAUGAUAACGAGCGAUUCUUUGACCACCGACGAGAACAUUCCCGUACAAACUGGGAUAAUCAAGGUCAUUCCCUUCCCUUCUCGCAUUAUUCAUCAUUGACAACUUUAGGGCUUCCACGACCAGAAUGGGAGGCACUCCUGGCUCAAGCUCGUCAACUAGCUGACACAGCAGGAUUCUACCGAUUCUGUCUCCCGAGUGAGUACGGAGGCCAAAACGGCGGGAAUCUCUGGAUGGCAGCUAUCCGCAUGCAUCUAGCGAAAAGCGCGCCGAAUCUGGCGAAUGACUUGCAGAAUGAGCAUUCAGUAGUAGGCAAUUUUCCGGAUGUGCUUAUGGUGAGAGAGUUUGGUACGGCUGAGCAGAAGACAGAGUUUAUCACGGGCAGACUUGAGGGGCGGAGGAGUUUUGCUUUUGGGUUGACGGAGCCGGGGCAUGGGAGUGAUGCUACACAUAUGGAAACGACCGCCAAACCAGUGACCAGAAACGGUAUCUCGGGAUUUGAGAUCAACGGCGCCAAAAUGUGGAUUACAGGCAUGCACACCGCAACUCACUGUCUAGUCUUCGCACGCACAUCCGGCAACCCAGGCUCUGCCCUUGGAAUAACAGCUUUCUUCGUGCCUAGAGACGCGUCUGGUCUGGAUAUCACGUCUUUCGAAUGGACGUUCAAUAUGCCUACCGACCACGCAUCUUUCACACUCACAGACGUAUUCGUACCAUCUUCCUCCAUCCUCGGGAAACUCGACCAAGGACUCGCCAUCGCGCAGGCAUUCGUGCAUGAGAAUCGACUGAGACAAGCGGCGAGCUCGUUAGGCGCGGCGGAGUUUUGUAUCGAGGAGAGUAUCACGUAUGCGAGGAAGCGAAAGCCUUUUGGGAGGGAGCUGGCGCGGAAUCAGGAUAUCACGACGCCAGUCGUGGAGUUGGCGACACAGGUUGAGAUGUUGAGGUUGUUGAUUUUGAAGACGGCGGCGGAAAUGGAUGGGUUGAGUCAGAGGGAGAUUGAGAGGGAUUUGGGGGAUAAGGUGUCGAUGUGCAAUUAUUGGGGAAAUAGGUUGUGUACGCAGGCUGCGGAUCGAGCUAUUCAGAUUCAUGGUGGGAUUGGAUAUUCGAGACAUAAACCAUUCGAGCAUAUCUAUCGACAUCAUCGUCGAUAUCGCAUCACAGAAGGUAGUGAAGAAAUCCAAAUGCGAAAAAUAGCCGCCUACCUAUUCGGCUACGUAGGUCCUCGAAAAGCGGAGCUCUCAAAACUUUAA
This is a messenger RNA of Glarea lozoyensis ATCC 20868, 1365 nucleotides long. Its product is annotated as Acyl-CoA dehydrogenase NM. Gene Ontology annotation, molecular function: flavin adenine dinucleotide binding. Lineage: Eukaryota; Fungi; Ascomycota; Leotiomycetes; Helotiales; Helotiaceae. The transcript has 6 exons. Gene Ontology annotation, biological process: butyrate catabolic process; fatty acid beta-oxidation using acyl-CoA dehydrogenase. The coding region runs from base 1 to 1365 and encodes 454 amino acids. The record is from RefSeq and is a predicted model, not a curated record.